AUGUUGACUGAUGGUCGCCCGUUCUGGAUGCUCGACACAUCAGUGGUAUUCAAGACAGUUGGAUGUGUGACGAAUUUCUACGAGGGAGUGAACAAUGGCACGGCGCCUGACUACUUGAUGGAGGGCUACGUAACCUCCAGACAGGGCGACUACACCGAUCCUACCACGCUCGGAUACCUGCCGUACCCCGCAGAACUCGCGCGCCAAAACCAGCAUGGGGCCUCGCACAUCUUCAUGCGCCCGAGCCGAGUCACCAAGCUGGCUGGGAAAUGGUUGUUGCUGUGCGCGCUGACAAGGGACUGCAUCACCCCGCCGACCGCUAUCCUCAAAUGCAAGCGGGAAAACUUUGGAAAGGGCUGCCAUCGCUACGACCAAAGUGCCCAGAAUUGCGUUCGCCGCGCGGUGCUGCUCAAGCAGGAGCUGAUCCACUACCCGAGCAUCUGCGGGAAAACGAAUCUGUAUUUCUUUGAGAAAAUGAGCAUCCUGGGCACCAACAUCACCUGGGAGAUUGUCGAAGAAGAUAUGCGAAAAGCCUUUCAAUCAGAAGCCCGCCGCGGACCCAACCAUAGCUAUAAGCAAAUUGGCGAGGGGGUGGGAUUCCUGGCCCGCAUCGCCCUACUGACCUUUGAUUGGCAUGGGGAUGGAGCCGACAAGCUACCACCCACUGCCGUCGUCAAGAUUUGUUCGAUGGAACGUAGUGGGACUGAUGGUGAUGCCGACAUGGCGGCGGCCAUGAGCGACUACGAGCUGGCCGUCUACAGCGCCGCCGACGCGGGAGACGGAAAGAUUUUUGCCGCCGUCCCGAAGCCUAAGUUCUAUUGCGGCCGAACAUUUGAUACGGGCACUGGCUACUUUGCCAUCGAAUUCCAAGACAACGUGACGAACACGAGGAUUUGGGAAAACCUGCCCGACUCGGUCACCAACCAGGCCCUCGAAUAUAUUGCCGAUAUGACGGCCAAAUCCUUGAAAUAUCCGGAGCUGGUCGAGCGCUGGGACGACCCAACGUAUGACAAAUUGUGGGCCGACUUGGCGCAGCGGGAGAAAGCCGAUGAACGCCUACAUCGGCUGAAGGGUCAGGUGCCGGAAGCAUCUGAUUCCAUCGAUAUACUCCUGGCGAAGACGCCAAAGAUUCUGGUGAACGCCUGGGCACGGUGGAUGGGGAAUUGCAAAAAGCCCGUCUUCUGCCACAACGACAUGUGGGCCCCGAAUUUGCUGCACAGGGAUGGCAAGUUGGUGUCGGUGAUCGACUGGCAGCUCUGCCACGCCAACACCCCGGUCGAAGAUCUGAUUUUCCACCUCUUCUCUUCGCUCCCCCCAGAGGAAUACGUUAGCAAGUAUAUCGAGAAACUGCGCUUCUUCUACGAUCAGCUAGAGGCAAAGAGUGGUGGCAUGGAGUUGUGGGAUGAUUUUCAGCAGCUGGUAGACGACUACGAACACCGCUUCAUCACUAUCAUCCUCAUCAUGCUCGCCUGGUUCGCCGAUGCGCGUGUCGAUUUUCUCGCCAACCCGGCUGACAAUGCCCAAAAGCCCUUCGACGCCAAGGUCGUAUUCCUGGCCAAGGAGGUCGUGCGAUUGUGCGAGAAAUGGUAUCCG
Molecule: messenger RNA, 1593 nt
Organism: Mesorhabditis spiculigera
Lineage: Eukaryota; Metazoa; Nematoda; Chromadorea; Rhabditida; Rhabditidae
Source: the annotation of a GenBank genome assembly